Coregonus sp. 'balchen' is the source of this 1906-nucleotide messenger RNA. The record is from the annotation of a GenBank genome assembly. NCBI's taxonomy places the organism in Eukaryota, Metazoa, Chordata, Actinopteri, Salmoniformes, Salmonidae.
AUGAACAAGCAGAUAUAUCUCCACUACAACUACACAGGGAAGCUGGAUAACCGUCAGAAUGGAAAAAUCACAGGUGGUGGCGUCACCUUGGAUGCUAAAACCAUCGUGUUCCUCAUCAUCUGUAGCUUCAUAGUCCUGGAGAACCUGAUUGUUCUAGUAGCAAUAUGGAAAAACCACAAGUUCCACAACCGCAUGUACUUCUUCAUAGCCAACCUGGCGUUGUGUGACCUUCUGGCUGGGGUAGCUUAUAUCGUCAACCUCCUCAUGUCAGGGGAGAAGACCCUUCACCUGUCCCCAGUGUUGUGGUUUGUGAGGGAAGGGAGUAUGUUUGUGGCCCUGGGGGCUUCCACAUUCAGUCUCCUGGCUAUAGCCAUAGAGAGACAUCUGACCAUGAUUAAAAUGAGGCCCUACGACACCAAUAAGAAUUACAGGGUGUUCUUGCUCAUAGGGACCUGCUGGCUCAUAGCUAUAUCCCUGGGAGCGUUGCCCAUCCUGGGGUGGAACUGCUUGGACAACCUCCCUGACUGCUCCACGGUCCUACCACUCUAUACCAAGAAGUACGUGGCCUUCUGCAUCAUCAUCUUCAUGGCCUUACUGCUGGCCAUGUCCAUCCUGUACAUACGCAUCUACAUGUUGGUGAGGACCAGGUAUGUAUUGAUGCUAUCUUAUGGUGACCGAUUGAUCGAUCAGCCUGUCUAUCUGUCUGUCUGUCUGUCUGUCUGUCUGUCUGUCUGUCUGUCUGUCUGUCUGUCUGUCUGUCUGUCUGUCUGUCUGUCUGUCUGUCUGUCUGUCUGUCUGUCUGUAAAUGCAUCUACAUGUUGGUGAGGACUAGGUAUGUAUUGAUGCUAUUUUAUGGUGGUCUAUAAUGAUAUAAUGGAAUGUUUAUGGCACUUUUUCUGGCCCCUGACUUGGUUUUCUGUCUUCUGUCUUGUACACUAAUGGCCGGUUUCCAUCCAUCCAUCCAUCCAUGCAUCCAUGCAUCCAUGCAUCCAUCCAUCCAUCCAUCCAUCCAUCCAUCCAUCCAUCCAUCCAUCCAUCCAUCCAUCCAUCCAUCCAUCCAUCCAUCCAUCCAUCCAUCCAUCCAUCCAUCCAUGCAUCCAUGCAUGCAUGCAUCCAUCCAUGCACACAUCCAUGCAUCCAUCCAUCCAUGCACCCAUCAUGCAUGCAUCCAUCCAUCCAUCCAUCCAUCCAUCCAUCCAUCCAUCCAUCCAUCCAUCCAUCCAUCCAUCCAUCCAUCCAUGCAUCCAUCCAUCCAUCCAUACAUGCACCCAUCAUGCAUGCAUCCAUCCAUCCAUCCAUCCAUCCAUCCAUCCAUCCAUCCAUCCAUCCAUCCAUCCAUCCAUCCAUCCAUCCAUCCAUCCAUCCAUCCAUCCAUCCAUCCAUCCAUCCAUCCAUCCAUCCAUCCAUCCAUCCAUCCAUCCAUCCAUCCAUCCAUCCAUCCAUCCAUCCAUCCAUCCAUCCAUCCAUCCAUCCAUCCAUCCAUCCAUCCAUCCAUCCAUCCAUCCUUCUAUAUAUGGUUAUAUUUAUCACUCUGUCGUUCUAUCUAUCCAGCAGUCGCAAGGUGACGAAACAUUCUAACUCGGAGCACUCUAUGACCCUCCUCCGUACCGUCAUCAUCGUGGUCGGCGUCUUCAUCGCCUGCUGGAUGCCCAUCUUCGUCCUCCUCCUCAUCGAUGUGGCCUGCGAGCACCGCUGCUGCACCAUCCUCUACAAGGCCGACUACUUCAUAGCCUUGGCCGUGCUCAAUUCUGCCAUGAACCCCGUUAUCUAUACCCUGGCCAGCAGGGAGAUGAGGAGAGCCUUCUUUAGCUUGGUCUGUGGCUGUCUGAUGAAGGGGAAGGUCUCCAGCAGUGGUGAACCCAAUAAGCCCAGUAACCUGGAGCACAGCAGGAGCGCAGCAGGAGCA